AUGUUCCAACUAUGGCGCAGAGACGACGACCCAUGCGGCGCAGCACAGACCGUGACCGUGACCGAGACAGUGCUCCAAGGAGCAGCGACGAGCACUCUCGUUGACUUCGGCUACAUCACCACGGCCAGCAUCACGGAGGAGCUCAUCGCGACCGCGACAGGCCGACCAAAUGUCGGCCUCAAUGCCGUCUACGGCACCACCACCCAGACAUCCGAACCAACAACCGGCCCAACUCCCACCACCGACAGCAUCAGCAGUUCCAGCAGCAUGCGAGAAACCACCGUGAGCGUGACCAGCACUCUCGGCACGACCAAAACCCUCAGCCUGAUGUCCGCAUCAACAUCGAGCGCCAUCCCCCGCGCCUCGGAGUGCUCUAGCCAGGGCGGCGCAUCAAGAACCGCCCCCGCAGCCACGAUAGCGGGCAGCGUCGUGGGCAGCAUGGCGGGGUUGGCACUCAUCGGCCUGUUGGUGUCGUAUCUCCUCAAGCGCAAGCGGAAGCUGAGGUUGAAGAUGACGCUCAAGCGCAAGGCAGAGGAGAACAAGAACAAUCGGGACGAGAACAGGCAGAUUGAGACCGUGAUGCGCGAGCGCGAUCGGGCUCUCGAGGACCUCGAGCGCACGAGGUCGAUUGCCAGCCCCAAGUCGUUUGAUUUCGGUUUCAUUCCCUCGGCGGCGGCAGUUCGCUCGCCGUUACCGCCACCGUUGCCGUUGCCGUCGCUUUUGCCCAAGCAUAAAACCGUCGUGUCUGCGCCGCCCCCGCGGUGGAUAUGA
Molecule: messenger RNA, 771 nt
Organism: Exophiala bonariae
Lineage: Eukaryota; Fungi; Ascomycota; Eurotiomycetes; Chaetothyriales; Herpotrichiellaceae
Exons: 1
Coding region: 1-771 (256 amino acids)
Source: RefSeq, a predicted model, not a curated record